GGAGUCGUCUCCUCCCGGCGCCCUGGGCACAGCCACCCAGUCAGUGCUGGUGAACUGCAACUCGGGGGGCCCUUUGAGGGAGGAUUUUGCAGAGGUUUGCAAACUUGGAAGUUGAGGUCGGCUAUUGGGAAUUGAAGGAGGAGGAGAAAGUACAGAAGCUCCUCCGGGUCCUCAUUCCUAAGAAGCAAGAGUCGCCCCUUGAUGUAUUAAGAAAAAGGGAAACCCAUGUGGGAGAAGAGCGGACGACAUCUCAAAGCAUGGCAACGAGCUCGAGCAAUGAUGUGAAGACUUCAGGGGCGGCGACAGCACCCAGUGCAGUUUUUGAGACAGUGUCCUUGAGUUCAGACUCUGUCUUCCAGAGGGCAGUUUCAAUUCUUCAUGCUUCUUACUUGGAUUCUGCAUCUGAGCAUGGUUUUCAGUACAGUCAAGUCACUUUGGUGAAAAAUCACAUUUUCUUAAAUGAGUACAAAACUUUUUACGAACAAAAAAAGGCAAGUAACUAUACUCAGGAAGAACUUCAAGAAACUUACGGGUUUCUUCUGUUUGAAACUGAAAAUCAGGCAAAGUUGGUAUGUCAGCGUGGCCUCUGUGUUGGCAGCCGUGCAAUAACCACUCUGGGUGAUCCAGCCAAAGGUGUAUACAUUUGUAAGUAUUCAGACUGUCUUCAUCCCAGACCUUGGUACGAUGGAAAAUCUGGUUAUGUUGUGAUUUUUAAUCUUAUUAAGGGAAAGGUAAAGUUUGUGCCUGAGAAUUACACAACGAACUAUACUGGGCCAUCUUCUGGCUAUGAUUGCCACGUGGCUACACAUAUUUACCAGGUUUCUCCUAAGACAAGUCAUUUUCGUGCCUUUGAACUGAGUCAGUAUUACCUCUAUGAAUUUUCGGGCAGCACUGUAACUGAGCGACCCAGACAGAUCUGUCCUUAUAUAAUUGUAGCUUUUCAAUACAGGGAACCUAAAAAGAUGGAACCUCAUAAAAGCAUAUAUGAACUCUGUGAAAAUGUUCUCCUCACUCCAUGGAAAGGGAAAUUAAUUGUUCAAGGCGAUCUGCUUUGUGAUAUAACUCUUUUGUCUGCCUACGGUACAGAGAUUCCAACUCAGCUGUAUGCCUAUAAUCGGGGCAACAUGUUUACAACUUAUUCUCAGAAGGUCCAAGGGGAAAUAAUAAGCAUAUGUGGAAAGAAAGCUGAAGGAAACGUGAUGAAAUGUAGAACAAGGGUAAAAGUUUGUCACCAAGAUAUGUGCUUCAAUUUGUAUGAGGUGGAACUAUCCAACAAACAAGGGGAAAAAAUAGAUAAACUAAUGGAGUACAUUAGAAACCAAGAAUUGGCAAUAAUCAAAUGCUUAGAAGAUCGAGGUGUUUUGAUUUUACUUACAUCAUCAGCCAUAAUGUCAGAUACAGGGUUGGAAGAUGAACAGAUGGGUCUCCGUGGGUUGCAUUUAUUCCAUCCAUCUCCAUCAGAAGGGAUGAAAGAUUCAAAAGUUGAAGAAGGCAUCUCAUCGAAGGUGACACCUAUCAUACCCACCCUCCAUUGUGCGCUGCUCGAAGCAAAGAAGUCACUUACUGAAGGAGCUCAUCUAAACACACUAAUAAAGCGCACUAUCCAAGAGCUGUGCAAGGUGGACAAAAAUCCAUCGUUGCUAGCUGCUGCUUCUCAGGAUGGAAUUAAAGAGACUACGCUCUGUGCCACACUGUCCGAUAACUUUGACUUGGUUCCUCCAGCUGAAAAGUGCCCGUUACAGUCUUUAACUCAGUUAAAGUCCUAUCUUUCAGAGCCUAGUCAUUAUAUGCUGGAAGUGUGUACUGCUUUAGAUUUAAUAGCAGAGCACCCUCAGUCCCCUUGUUUUUCCGAUGGAGUUUGUGAUGCUGGAUUUUCUCUACCUGUGACUCCAGAACCUGGUUUUCAUGACUCCGAGGCAGAAUUAAGAAAAGAGACAGAAAAGAAUUCUGAGGAUAUUUUGAAUGCAAGGAAAAGAAAUGUGGUUCCAUUAAAUUCAGCUGCAAAUCUGAGAGUUCAGCCAAAGAGGAAGGCAAGCACACCACUCGUGGUACAGAGUAAAAGGAUGAACAUGGGCUGCCCUUUUCCCAGAAGAACUACUGCUGGAGCAAACAAGGGUUCGGACUUAGCUACCACCCUUAAGUUAGCUAAAGGGCAGUUUCCUCAGAAAAGAAAAAGAGGUGCUGAAGUUCUGACUGCACAGUUCGUACCGAUAACCAAAUUGGAUAGGAAAAACCAAGAAGCUCCUGGUUCAAAAGCUGUGCCAGUGGCAACGAAUUCUAAAAGGACAAGGAAACGAGAGAUAUCUCCAGUAGAAAUUGUUCCAAACGCCAAGCCAUCAGUGAAGAAAUGUCCACCCAAAUCAAGGGUAAAUGUAGGAAAAGGCAAUCAGAAACCCAGAAGCAGAAAGCAACCACAGCCUGUCAAUAUAGAGUCAGCUUCGCAGCUUCAAUCAGAAGCUUCAUCAGCUGAUCAAGGAGACACCACGGGCAUAAAUACAGCCCAACCAGAAAAUAGCACAGUGGCUCCGAAAGAUCUUCCGGAAAACUCCACCAUUAACUACGACUCCCAGGCCCUCAAUUUGCUAGCUGAUUUGGCUUUAAGCUCUGCUACCUCUUCCACACCAUCACCAGAACCUAGAAAUGUCCCCUGCUUCUCUGAAUUGCCACAAAAUGAUACUUUGCUUUCUAAAGAAAAUUCUUUGCGUGGUACAUCUGACCAUGAAUAUCACAGAGGAGUUAAAAGUAAAAAAGGUGGACUAUUACCUAAGCCACCCACCGAUACAACAACUGACUCCAUGCCAGAUUUAGUCACUGUUCGCCGAGAGGCCGAGAGCGUGGCUCCUUGUAACCAACCCCCACCAAAAACACUAACAGCACUUUCUGAGGAAACACGAGAAACUCCAGAUGCAAGCCAGAGCUCCUGUGUGAUUGUGGAGCACUCAUAUGCCCUCCUUGGUGGAGAACGUUCAGAGAAACCUCUACAGAAAAGAGGGGUGCAUGGCAUUGCCUUUGCCAAGAAUGGAACUAAAGGCUUGGAGACAAGGACCCCCGUGGGAAAAGUAAUACCAUUUCGGCAUCAGUGCAACACCUCCCCUCUGAAAAAGGUUUUUGAUUCAUUGGUAAAGCGCAAGAAUAAAUUGAUGCCUUCCAGCCUGAGCAACUGUAAUUGCUCCCACACUGUGUUUAGCCAUAAUGAGUCAGUGAAGGUCACAUUCAAAUGUGAAGAAGAUUAUGUAUUCAACCUAGAUAGUAAAUAUACCAACAACUCACUAGAGAAAACUGUAAUAAGAGCUUUACAUGGGCCCUGGAACACUGAUUUGCCUGAUAAUGUGGAAGAAGUGAAGCUUCUACUUCAUAUGUGGGUAGCUCUGUUUUACAGCAAUCAGAACAGAGUCAUACGGUCGUCCCGGAAGGUGGUAGAGCACAGCAAUCCGGCAAAAUAUGUGUCUAUAAAUAGCACAGUGGGCGCCUUUGAAUUUAGUGAAGUUGAGGAGCCCGACGAUAUGGAAAGCUGUCCACCAGACCCUCUGCUGAAGACCAGAGAAACUUCCAAGGGUCAAGCCACCGAAAUGUCCCUAUCUGACACUAACACAUUGCUUCCUUUCAUCAAAACACCACCUAAAAGAGGCCUGGAACCCUGUGUCCAGAAUGAGCAGAAAGAACGUUUUGCAAGAGAAGGUCAUCAAGAUGGCUGGGAAAGACAGAAUCUCACCUCUUGCAGCCGCGAGGUCAUUGGGAACUCUGGACAAAAAGCAUCAGAUAAACUAGAAGCUUUUAAUGUUGUGCUCUCUAGUAUUGGAAGUACCCAAACGUGUGGACCUUCUAUUCCUGAUGAAGAUAAAACCUCUGAGCCCCUUGAUGACAUAAGAAUGACUUCUCAUAAUGCUACUGUCACACAAACCACAUUCACCAAGACUUGGGAUGGGAUCAGCAAUCAGUCAGCAACUUGUCAAAAGUCAGUGGACAGCACUCUUGAAAAUGAAGUUGAUAUUUCUCAUGCAGCUAUGCAAGUGAAAACUGGGCCUUUACAGGGUCUUGUCCAGCUUAACAGUUCCACAAACAGAGCAUGUCAGCCUUCAUUGGAAAGGAAAGAUGAUAAUAUGGGGUAUGUAAUGGUUAAUAUGGAACCAUUUACUCUCACAUUUGAACAAAAUGUACCAAUACAGACAGAAGUUGUAAAUAGAGCUGAUAAAUCUACAACCUUUAAUAUGGAGUUGAUUAAGCAAGUAUCACCUGGCACAGUUCCUAGCCAUCCUGUGUCCACAUUUGAAAAGGCCCAAACACAAGGCCUUAAGGACAUUGCAUCUAUAGCAAUGUCCGGACAAAAAAGCAAUAAGUACCUCUGUGCCUCCUCAGUAAGUAGGGAAAGAAAAUGUGCUAAGAAAAUGUGUUCAUUACAGAAAGAGAGUCCUCUUCCGUUGUCGACAUCUGAUAAUUUGGUGGUAACAAAGGCAGUAUCAUUAGUUAAAAGUUCUAGUUAUGCAUUACCCAGCGAAGAAGUGACACUCUCUCAAGACUUGCAAACUCAAAGACUCGUCAGCAUAUCUUCAGAAGAGAUUGUACAGCCAUCACAGUUUGAAGAUGUUGUCCCAACAUGCGCCUCUACUCUCUCAGGAAGAAAUCAUCCACUUAACUGUGCUCCAUCAAAUAGUAAUAUAGUAGAUGGCUCUUUAGUACUAAGGAAGAAUGAUAAUAGUCUAAACAGUGAAAGUAACAAUCUUGAGUCAUUUAAGUCAGCGUUUGCCAAACAAACCAUGAAUAGAGAAGAAGUUAGCAUAGAGUUAUCAGAGGAAGAUUCUGACAUUGACCUCACUUUAGCAUUAUCGCCAUCCACAAGUCCCAGUGAGCAAAUUCCAGCUGACGAAACAGAGCAACUUCAAGAAGCUCCAUUAUCAAGUGUAGUACUUAGAAAGAUAGCUGACAAAAUAAUUGAUCCAGGAGAGGUGACACUCAUCAGAAAUAGAGAAAUUAACUCUGAAAAUUGUACCUCAGUAUCAGAGGAGUCAUUGGAAGAUGAGAGAAAAGGUGAUGGUUUGCAAUCUGUUCCUGUAGUACUUUCUAAAGACAGUUCUACCUCGGAGUUUUCAGGUGGCAGCAAUUUCCCUUUUUCUUCCUUAAUUGAAGAAGUGUCACCACCUUCUAGUCCUGACCCGCUAGCACCAGCUGAGGAAACACUACUAUCUAGGGCUGCCGCUCCCUGUAGCUUAAAACUCCCAGAUACUCAGUGUGAGAAAAGCAACAAAGCCUCCCAGGUUGAGUCAGUCCAGUUAGUCGUAAGAGAAAAUGAAAAUUCUUUUGCUGGUCAGACCCAACCAGUGGAAGAAGAUGACUUAACUCAGGUACAACAAAUGCAGCAUUAUGCUAAAAUACCUCUAGUGUUAAAAAGUCAUCCAGGAGAAAAAGAUAGGCAUUUAACCCUUCCUGGUGAAGUAACUGAGGAAGUGGUCCAAAAUAAGUAUGAGGUUCUAUCUCUCCCAGAAAAGGUGCAGGGCUGUGAUGCAGAAUUAAAGCCGUCUGCUACAACAGCCAAAUACGGAGAUGAUGUUAAGCUAUGUCUUGAAAAACAGGUAAAAUCAAAAAGUCCAUUACAGCCGGUUAAUAUCAAGAAUAGAUAUGUGAACUUACAGCGUCUUUCCUUGGAGCCCAAGAAACCACCACCUAGUCCUAGAAUGAGUGUUGGAAAUGAGUCUUUGGCCAACACUUUUCCUUCGACAGCGGCUUCAAGUAGUGUAAUGAAUGUGCCUUUAAAACAUCUAACUAGCUCUAAAAGCAUUGAGAAAAAUCUACUUAGCAGUGAUUUGAAAACCAAUGAAGGAAAUUACUUGGAGAUCAAGUCCUUGAAUUCUGACUCAGCUGAUGGAGUUAUUACACAGGAAUAUACACACCCAGAGAUCCCAAACUGUGGUUUUCCGUCAGACAGUGCUACACUAACUCACCCUGUAAGACCAAUGAAUGUAGAGGAAAGGGUUCAAACACAGGAAAUACCCAUAGUAAAAAUGGCCAAAUUGCUUAAGAAUAAUGACACGAACGCUGAGUUUCAUAAAGAAACCAUAGACGGAGGAGCUAUUGGCGUGCAGUUUAGCGCCGCAUCAUCUUCAAAAGGUGGACCAACAAGCCAUACGCUGGAAGAUACACCAACAUAUAAAACAAAAGAUCUGUUGAAUAGUGGAUUUCCUCCCAUGUGUGCUGGGUCUAACCAAAAUGCAGCAGGCACCAGUGAAUAUACCAGUAACGAACCUCUUGCUUGCUUUAAUUCAAAAUCUCAUGACUCGCUUGUUUGUGGACUCUCUAAAGAACAAAUGGAAAAUAAGAGCACUAGUGAAGGACUUGUGACCGAGGAGGGCCCUGAAACCCAGCAAAGAGACAUGGAUCUCAUUGUAGACACCGACUUGCAUUAUGAACCACUCUCUGGAGACUCUGAUGAAGACUCUCUUGGUGCAUACAAAAGUACCAAAUCAGACCUGGAAGACUCUUGCACCUUGAGAGGUAGUCACAUCCGGAAAAGGAAAGCUGCUACUGAUGAUGCUUAUCCCUCUUCUGUGAGCCUAAUCCAUAGUGAUAAGGAAGGCUGGCGCUACUGUAACAAAAUGUCAAAGUUGGAGACCAGCGUUUCUCCCAGAAACUGGCCCAGUGGCUCCAAGAAAGAAAAGUGUGUGCCAUGUUAUAUCCAAAUCCGAGAUCUUCAUGGUAUACCCAGGACCUACACUAACUUUACUAUAAGCAAAGAGCUCAGAGACACCACGAGAACACUCCAUAGCUUGAGGAGGCACCCCAGUUUCACUGCAAAAUGUGACCUGAUCAGCUCCUGGACAAGUAGUUGGCAGAUAGCAGAUGACCUCACCCAGAACACUUUAGAUCUGGAACACCUGCGCUUUGCACAUAAGCUAAAGCAACUUUUAAAGAAUGGGGAAUCUCGGCAUCCUACCUCUAGCCCCAGUGCUUUUCUGAAGCAGUCACCUAUCCGAACAGCUGUUGGCGCUUUCCCCUUGACAAAGAUCCACGAGUCCCCCAUGCUAUUUCCUGCGUCCAAGAACAGGAGCCCCCUUCAGGUGACAAUUGUUCAUGCAGACCCUAGAUGGCUAAGCCAGCCAACGAGAAGCUAUGCGCCUUACAGUGCGGACAGUUCUCCCUCCUCCUGGAAGGAGAGAGGUACUCACAGCCGACCUCAUCUCCCAAAUCAGACUGUGUCAUUCCAUCUCAACAAAUUGAAAUACAAUAGUACUUUGAAAGACUCUCGGAAUGACAUUUCCCUGAUUCUCAAUGAAUAUGCUGAAUUCAACAAGGUGGUGAUGACUAACAGCCAAGAUAAAGAGUUAAGUGUUGCUUCUGGAGAGCCCACAUCUCGAGAGAGAGACUCCCCUUUCCCAAGGAAGUCAUCCGUUUACGAAGAUAUGGUUACAGAUUUGUGUACCAGUUUACAUGUCAAACUAAACAAUGUUGUGAAAGAGGCCUGUAAAAGUACCUUCCUAUUCUACCUUGUUGAAACUGAAGACAAGCCAUUCUUUGUAAGAACAAAGAAUAUUCUGAGGAAAGGCGGUCACACAGAAAUCGAACCUCAGCAUUUCUGUCAAACUUUUCACAGGAAGGAUGAUACACUCGUGGUCAUUAUCAAAAACGAGGAUAUAUCUUCACAUUUGCAUCAAAUCCCGUGCUUGCUGAAGCUGAAGCAUUUUCCCGGCGUCAUCUUUGCUGGAGUAGACAGUCCUGAAGAUAUUUUUGACCACACCUACCAAGAGCUCUUUCGUGCUGGAGGCUUUGUGGUAUCCGAUGACACAUUGUUGGAAACUUUAACAUUAGUUCAACUGAAGGAAUUUGUCAAAAUCCUGGAUAGACUAAACGGAAAUGGAAGAUGGAAGUGGUUGAUUCAUUACAGAGAAAAUAAAAAGCUGAAAGAAGACGGGAGAGCGGAUCCUGUGGCACAUAAAAAGAACUCCAUUGUGAAAUCCUGCCAGAGUGCAAGUAUUGUUGAAUUGCUUCCUUACCACCAUUGUGACGCUAUGCUGCCAACGACAGCAGAGCAUGUGAAGUGCCUGUUAAACCUGCAAGUUCAGCGCACUGAUGUGAGGCUGGCUGUGUUCCUGACAGACAAACCUGCUGUUUCCAGAGAGCUGUUUGAAAAUAUUGGAAUCCUGGUUACAGAUGUAAAUACCUUUAUUGAAAAUAUACCAAAAGUAGCAGCUCCAUUUAGGAGUAGCUAUUGGUAA
Echinops telfairi (small Madagascar hedgehog) is the source of this 8204-nucleotide messenger RNA. It is a transcript of the gene TASOR2, whose product is annotated as transcription activation suppressor family member 2. Bases 258 to 8204 code for a protein of 2648 amino acids. The record is from RefSeq and is a predicted model, not a curated record. NCBI's taxonomy places the organism in Eukaryota, Metazoa, Chordata, Mammalia, Afrosoricida, Tenrecidae. The transcript is spliced from 23 exons. Gene Ontology annotation, cellular component: nucleoplasm. Gene Ontology annotation, biological process: negative regulation of gene expression, epigenetic.